GGCUUAACGCGAGUCCCCGCAUACAGAGUGCGGAGUGCGGAGCGAGGCUUUGCGCAUCAUCGCUGCUUCUCUUCCUCCUUUUGGAUCCUGCCACCCUGUUGUGGAAAAGCAAAGUGUACACUGUACACCUCAUUUCCUGUUUUUCCUAGGAGCAUUUUCUUUUCUCCUCAGUUUGGGAAUAUGGUGUGUGUUCCAGCCUUGGACUAAAAGUGUAUGACAGGGAACCAAUGGGGGAAAUGAAAAUUCUGGAAGUUUUGGUGCUUGGAUUGCUCGAUUGAGUUUGGAUUUUGCGUCGUGUUUGAAGAGCGUGCAGCUGAAGCUGAGGCAGCGCAGAUUUGUUCUCUCCUCCCUCCGCUGCAGCUCGCCGUCUGCGGCUUUCGCGCCUCUCCUUUUUGCCAUGCGAUGAUUUAACACUGGGGAGGACCAGCACUUAUCCCCCCCUCCUCCUCUUCUUCCUUUUCCUCUUCUUGCAUUCCCGUGAAGAGUGAGCUGCUCCUCACAGAUGGACUAAAAAAAAAAAAAAAACCAGACUCUGCUUUUUCUUGGAUUUGCUCUGCUUUUAAAUAGGGAGGAGACUAUCUAUUCAUCUUGUCAGCCCAUCCAUCUAUUUGGACACCAUGAGAGUUUUUCGCACUGUGUUGCUCAUGGCUGUCAUUUGGAGCCACGAGUGGAAGUGUGCGCUUUCGGACUCCAUCAUCCACAUUGGCGCCAUCUUCGACGAAACUGCACGGAAGGAUGACGAAGUCUUCCGCCUCGCCGUGGCUGACCUCAACCUGAACAAUGAGAUCCUGGAGACGGAGAAGAUAACAAUCUCUGUGGAAUUCGUGGAUGGGAGCAACCCAUUCCAGGCUGUGCAAGAAGCAUGCGAACUGAUGAACCGUGGCAUCCUGGCCCUGGUCAGCUCAAUCGGCUGCAUGUCGGCGAAUAGCCUGCAGACGCUAGCCGACGCCAUGCACAUCCCGCAUCUUUUCAUUCAGCGCUCCAAAGCUGGCACGCCCCGCUCCGCCUGCCCGCUCACCAGUCGGAGCCCUGGAACCGAUGACUAUACCCUGAUGGUGCGCCCGCCCGUUUAUCUCAACGAGGUCAUCAUGCAAGUGGUGUCCGAAUACGGCUGGCAGAAGUUUGUCCUCUUCUACGAUUCCGACUUUGAUAUCCGCGGUAUUGAGGACUUCCUGGACCGUGCUUCUCACCAUGGCAUGGACGUGUCUCUCCAGAAGGUGGAGUCCAACGUUAACAUGAUGAUCACAAGCCUGUUCAGGACCAUGCGGGUGGAGGAGCUACACCGCUACAGGGACACGCUCCGCAGAGCCGUACUCUUCAUGAGCCCAGCUACCGCCAAGGCCUUUAUCUCUGAGGUGGUAGAGACCAACUUGGUGGCUUUUGACUGUCACUGGAUCCUCAUCAACGAGGAGAUCUCCGACUAUGACCUGCAAGAAUUGGUAAGGAAGUCGGUGGGUCGACUAACGUUGGUGCGCCAGACCUUCCCCAUGCCGCAGAACACAACCCAACGUUGCGUCAAGCACAACCACCGGAUCAACACGUCCCUUUGUGACCCAAAGAACGCCAAAGCUCAGCAGCUGGAGAUCACCAAUCGCUACAUCUAUGACACAGUGCUGCUGCUGGCUAACACCUUUCACAGAAAGCUGGAGGACAGGAAGUGGCACAGUAUGGCCAGUCUGAGCUGCAUCCGGAAAAAUUCCAAACCCUGGCAAGGCGGGAAAAGCAUGCUGGACACUGUCAAAAAGUUCGGCGUGAGUGGCCUCACCAGCUUCCUGGAAUUCACCGACAACGGCACCAACCCUAACAUCAUCUUUGAAAUCCUGGGCACAAACUACGGAGAAGACCGUGGGCGAGGAGUCAACAGGCUGGCCACGUGGGAUCCUCGUCAUGGUCUGAAUGGCACGCUGACCGACAGGAAAUUGGAAAACAAUAUGCGGGGAGUGGUGCUGAGAGUCGUCACUGUCUUGGAAGAGCCAUUUGUGAUGGUGUCGGAAAACGUUCUCGGCAAACCCAAGAAAUACCAGGGUUUCUCCAUCGAUGUCCUUGAAGCUCUCUCCAACUAUUUGGGUUUCAAGUACGAGAUUUACAUCGCACCAGACCACAAAUACGGCAGCUUGCAGCCCGACGGCCAGUGGAAUGGACUCAUGGGGGAACUUGUUUUUAAGCGAGCCGACGUCGGACUCUCCGCCCUGACUAUCACGCCAGAGCGCGAGAGCGCUGUGGACUUCACCACGCGCUACAUGGAUUACUCGGUGGGCGUGCUGCUACUCAAAGCUGAGCGCACGGUGGACAUGUUCGCCUGCCUGGCGCCCUUCGACUUGUCACUGUGGGCGUGCAUCGCGGGCACUGUGCUGCUAAUAGGCAUUCUGGUCUACUUGCUCAACUGGCUCAACCCACCUCGACUGCCCAUGGGGUCCGUGUCCUCCACAACGCUCUAUAACUCCAUGUGGUUCGUGUACGGCUCCUUUGUACAGCAAGGUGGAGAGGUCCCCUACACCACCCUGGCCACAAGGAUGAUGAUGGGCUUUUGGUGGAUGUUCGCUCUCAUUGUCAUUUCCUCAUAUACUGCCAAUUUAGCGGCGUUCCUCACCAUCACACGCAUCGAGAACUCCAUACAGUCUCUCCAGGACUUGUCCAAGCAGACGGAGCUUCCCUACGGCACAGUGCUGGAUUCCGCCGUGUACGAGCAGGUGCGCUCCAAGGCGAUGAACCCCUUUGAGAGAGACCCCAUGUACUCGCAAAUGUGGCGGAUGAUCAACCGCACAGGAGGAGCCGACACCAACGUGGAGGAGUCCAAGGAGGGCAUUCGAAAGGUGAAGUACGGCCGCUUUGGAUUUGUGUGGGAUGCGGCGGUGCUGGAGUACGUCGCCAACAACGACGAGGACUGCUCCUUCUACACGGUGGGCAGCAAUGCGCCGGAUCGCGGCUACGGCAUUGCCAUGCAGCACGGCAGUCCCUACAGAGACAUUUUCUCCCAGAGAAUCUUGGAACUUCAACAGAACGGCGACAUGGAUAUACUCAAACUCAAGUGGUGGCCAAAAGACGGCCCCUGUGAACUCUACAGUUCGGUGCAACCGCGGCAAAACAACGCCCUGGACAUCCAUAGCUUCGCCGGGGUCUUCUGCGUCCUAGCGGCCGGCGUGGUGCUCUCCUGUCUCAUAGCCAUGGUGGAAAGCUGGUGGUCUCGGCGGAAGGGAUCCAGAGUCCCCUCCAAGGAGGACGAUAAGGAGAUCGACCUGGAGCACCUACACCGCCGGGUUAACAGCCUGUGCACAGAAGAUGAAAGCCCCCACAAGCAAUUCUCCACCUCUUCCGUCGAUCUGACGCCCCUCGAAAUGGACGCUCUGCCCGCCGCCCGCCAAGCCCUGGAGCAGAUAAGCGAUUUCCGAAACACGCACAUCACCACCACCACCUUCAUCCCCGAGCAGAUCCAGACCCUCAGCCGCAGCCUGUCCACCAAAGCAGCCGCUGGGUUUUCCGCCGGCUUCGGCGGCGCCGGCAGCGUCCUCCAGGACCACCGGACUGGUGGGGUGGGGCCUUUUAGGCAGAGGGCCCCCAACGGUGGCUUCUUCCGCAGCCCCAUUAAAACAAUGUCCUCCAUCCCCUACCAGCCCACAGGUCCGGGACCUAACUUUGGAUAUGGCAACGACCCAGACAGAGGUACAUCCAUCUAAGUGCGGCGUGAUGGUUUGGUAGGGAGAGGGGAGGGGGGAAGGGAGAGGGGGUGAUGAGCCGAUGGGGUCAUGAAGCAAACAACGCUACGGUAAAGAGUCGAGCGCUUAGACAUACCUGUACAUAGUAACUUUUAUGUUUUCAGUUUCUGCUUGGAUGAUUCCAUUUUGUAUGAGGGGGCGGGAGGAGGCGGGGUUCUGCUCGGACAUCCGGUGUAGGUGCAAAUGGGACAGGGUCCACAGAGAAAUGAUAUUUUUGCUUCAAUGGUGUUAUUCUUGUGAUUGUUCGAAGGGAGACUGUGUGUGUGUGUGUGAGAUCUUUUAUGUUCCCGAAACAUGAGGACUGCCUAUCUAAAAAAAAAAAAAAAAAAAAAAAAAAACUCUUGUAUUGCUCUCCUGCACUCCCGCUAGACUUUGAUGGUGGUCUAGCCCGAAAAUAACACACCUAUAUGAUUCAAGUCUCAAUCCCUAGCAGAGCACUCAGACACAGGUUUUAGUCCGUGCCCAAGUAUCUCCCUCUUGCUUUUAAAAUGCUCCAUCAUCUCUUAAGAGGAUGUCUACAAGCAGAUCAACGGGGGCCGGAGAUCAGCCAAGGGAACAAACGCAAAUAGCUUGCCGGGGACGUUUUCAUCUCCCUAAAAUGGUGCAUCUUAAUGACGCUGUCGAAAAAUGACAUCCGUCAUUUUGGUGCGUCGGCCUGAAAACGAACAUGUCCAUUCUUUGAUGCACAUUGAAGACGCUUCGGGAAGCCCACUGCACUGCACCAGUGCCCACAGACCUGUAAGUGAUUGUAUGUGGAGCUGACCGCUUUUUUCUUUUUUUUUUUCCCCCUCUCCACACAUGGUGUACUGUAUUAUCUGCUUUUCAAGUCAUGGUGAGACCUUUUAAUCAGACUCUUCAGAAGGGUGAGGAAAGAAAACAAAAAAAACUAUCUAAGGAAAAAGAUUUCAAUGCUUAUUAUAUGUCUUUUUAUGAGAUUUGUUUUCAGGAAAAAAAAAUAUUUUAACACGUGGAAUGUGUUUUUGGUGAGGAAAUACAAAAAAAAAAAACAUUGUUCUAAACUGUCUAAUGUUUUGAACUACUUAAAUGAGUGCUGUAGUCUGUUGUUUUGCUUCAUGCGUCAUUCAAAUCUUACUUUGACAUAUUUCAAGUCCAUUAUUCCGUUUUUAUCAGUUGUGAUGGGUUUUGUUGAGGGGAGGCCACUGCAACAGCAUUUUCAGAACAAGCUUUUCGUGCGCCAACUAAGUUGCUGUACCCACUUUGCGACUGCCAGUUAAGCCCCAAAUGUCCUCUCGUGGCGGAAAACACCAAUAAGCAGAUGAUUUUGGAAUAUCAUCAUCUCCUGUCACGUUAAGUGUACUCUUUCUCUGACUUGUUUUUAAAGUGCCAAUUAAUUCCAACAAGACCAUUAAGGUGCAUUUUGGUGGUGACAUACAAAGCAUUUUGUGCUCCUUGGCUUGGUUCAGUCGUGUGCCAACCAGUUUUCAUUGACACUUAAUUGAUAAUGUUAUAGUUAUUUAGAGCAUUAUUUUUUCAGUUUAUCUUAAGAACUAAAAACGUCGUGCAUAGAGAACUUGGUCCAAGCCACAGUGUUUAGAAGCAAGCCUUCUUAGGUGUUCUUUUCUUAUAUUGUUAGGCUGCUGAAUGGUAAAAUAGGACACAGACAUUUAUAAAAGUUUUAUUUAGAAUAAAUGAAAGACAUUAUUAAUGGGGAAAAGAAAUGUAUAUUUUACAUGUUGAUGCUAUUUUUGUUAAACAAAAUGGAAACUAUCAUGAUGAGCUUUUGUGUUUGUUUUUCUCCUGUCCCCUUUCUCCUUUUCCCGCUCCCACCAGCGUUUCCCAAACUUUUUCCAACUCAAGACCCAAAGGGAAUUUCUCUUACGCAAAUGUAUUGCCAUCAAUGUGAAUAUGAAUUGACUGAUUACUUAUCAGCCGGUUUCUGACAAAAUCUUGACCUGCAAACUAUUUUGGGUCCCAACGCUGAGUUUGGGAAACUCUGCCUUACAUGAUCAACAUUAAUCCUUUUGCUUACAUCAUUCUCAGUUGAUUUUUUUUUUUUCUGGCUAAAUAACAAUUGGCAAGUUAUUCAUUAAAAAGAAGCAUGCACAAACUUGCAUCCGUUGACAUUUUUGUUUUUGAUUUCACAUAAAACUACAGAUUUUACUUGAUAAAUUUCCAAAAUAAUAAUUAUAACAAAAAAAAAAGAAAAUACGAUGUACAGUAUUUAAGAUAGGCCUAUUUUGUUGUAUGUGUUGCAUAUUAUUCAAAAACUGAACAAACCGGGGCCUCUGUUACAGGUGGCAAAGCUUUCUGUGUAUAAUUUGUCUAAUAAACAGGUUUUCUACAGUG
Molecule: messenger RNA, 6020 nt
Organism: Syngnathus typhle (broad-nosed pipefish)
Lineage: Eukaryota; Metazoa; Chordata; Actinopteri; Syngnathiformes; Syngnathidae
Gene: grid2
Product: glutamate receptor, ionotropic, delta 2
Exons: 16
Coding region: 618-3674 (1018 amino acids)
Biological process (GO): synaptic transmission, glutamatergic; monoatomic ion transport; modulation of chemical synaptic transmission
Cellular component (GO): postsynaptic membrane; plasma membrane
Molecular function (GO): glutamate-gated receptor activity; transmitter-gated monoatomic ion channel activity involved in regulation of postsynaptic membrane potential
Source: RefSeq, a predicted model, not a curated record